GUUUGCUGAAACAAUUUGUUGCCAAAACAACAAACUUUGAUGAGAAAUGUUGUCUUGGGCUCCAGAUAUUCUCUUUACAGGGGGUUUCAAUACCUCGGAAAGAAGAAAUAGUAUUUUACUGGAUCACUGAAGGAAUUAAGAACGAAAACAAAAAUGACUCUGAAAUUCUGCUUCUGUUGGAUGUGUUGAAAGAUUGCUGCUUAAAUGAACAGUCCAAAAGUUUAGCCUAUGGAUGGCUAUCACCAAGUUUGACCAACUCCAUUAUAAAGGCCUUGUCAAAACUCUUUGAGAACCGUCCCUGUCAUGCAGAAAAAUACACUACUUUAUUGUUCUCUUUAUUGGAGAAUCCUCAUUUCGAUCGAUAUCUCCUAAGUCAUGUAGAAUUUUAUGUGGAUCUUAUGGCAUCAUACAUAAAUUCAUUAUUGAAAUCUGAGCAUGGAGCAGUAUUUGAACUAAUAGACUUUUUCUUGAACACUCUUCACCACCUAACAAACAUGAAAGAUCUAACUUUUUCAAAGCACAAGUUCGAAGUGGAAUCCAUCAAAAGAUUGUAUAUACCAUUAGUCUGUUUGUAUGAGAGAAUUUCACUUACAGAGAAAAGUCAGAAACAACCCAUUGCUUAUGAACGGUUACUAAAUUGUAUCAGCCAGAUUAUGUUUUCGGACUAUUCGAAUUCCGUUACUUUAUCCACUCAUCUCAAGAAGUAUAUUGAAAGUGAUGUAGAACAAGAGGACGAAGACCAUCAGCUUUCUAUUCUCUUUAAAACUUUAAAAUUCAAUGCUCAAAGUACGGUAGAAAGUGGUUGGACUUUGUUCCUUACUAUUUUUAUUGAGCUCCCUGAAGUAAAAAAAUUGAAGAUUAGCGACAUCCUUGAUGUGUGUAUUGUAACUUCCUCAUUCAUUAAAAAGCCAGCUUUUGAUGAUAGCACUCCAGCCAUAUCUAUAGAAUCUUACAUUGCAGUUUACAAAAACAUCUUAAAUAUCCUUUCCGAGUGCCAGAUCAUUGGCGUCACCUCUGGGCAAAUAUCUGGCUUUAGCUCUUGGCUUAGCAAGCUUCUUAAGCAUCUAUUUAAAUCCAUAGAUAAAACGACAUCACCUGAAAAGUUAAAGCUUCUGAACACUGUUUUCUCAUUAUAUCCUACUUGCAUCGAUGACAGCUUACACACAUUUGUGGAAGUUAUUGCUUUAAGACAAAAGGAUGAUAAAAAUAUUGAGUUUUUAUAUGUUCAGUUGUUAGAACAAGUGCUUCAAAAUUUUCGCAAGUCGCAUAGAAUCCCAAAAUUUAUUUUCCAGUUUUUAAUGUUCACCACCAAUGCUCUUUCAACUGAAUGUAAUUUUAAAAUGAGAUCUGUAACACUGCAACAUGUGUUGCCACCAGCGUUUAUUUCAAAAUUUUGUGUCACUCUGGGUAUGCUACAAAGUACCUCAACAUCUGCUGCAUUGGACAAGCUUUACUUUUUCCUCGAUAAAUUCGUCAUUUCCUUGCAAGAUUCCCAGUCCCAAAUCGACGAUAAUCAUAUACUGUUGGGUGAAAUUCUCUGUGAAGUAUACUGCUGUAUCCUGACAGGUACUCGAUUGGCAGAUCAGAAUGUGCCGGAGAUUCUGCGCCAAAGUCACCAGGAGAAAAUAAAUGACAUUGCAAGACUUCUCUCUAAUUUUGGAAAGGCUCUUCUCAGCAAAAAGCAUAAUCAGAGGCUGAUGGUUGCUUUUUUACGUUUAUGCUCGAUUUGGGGAGAGAUUGAAAUUCUCAUGAUAAGAUAUGUGGAUGCAAGAAUAAGAGUUCCUAAACAGACUGACAGCAGUCCUACUAAUCUUACUUAUAUUCACCAAUACCUGUCGGAUUAUCAUUGGAACCUUAUUGCACAACGAGUCAUUAAUUUUGGUUUUGAUGUGUGCAAAGAUACUUUGCAUUCCCUGGUUUUGCAAAAGAUUCAAGCUUUGCCCUUACUAGAAGAUGAAAUUGAAGGGAUCUACACUGACGGAGAAGACAAGGAUGGACCUAGAUGUAUUGCCGCUCGAUACCUAUUGAAUAGUGCUCGGUUUGAGUGGCUUACCAAAAAUGUUGAUACCCUCUUACCAGAGUUAGAACCAGAUGAAGUCUUAAAGUUCACAAAAACUGUUGUUCGCCAGUGUCUUCAAGAUUCGAUAAUAAGAGAAUCGGAGAAUAUGAUCCUGCCAUUAGCUUGUGAUGAUAAUCCCCAGUUGGUGUUUGCCAUGGCGUUGUACACAUUCUAUGAUUGUGGGAAGAAACUAUCAAAGCACAAAGUAAAAUCAACCAGCCGUAUUCUUAAAUAUUGCAAUUAUGAAAAACUGAUCAAAGUAGAGCAAGAGUUAACGCUGUCUCACAAGGACCAUCAUUUUCAAGAACUCAUCAAUAAUCUUGGAUCAGAGAUUAGUUUAAUUUGGAAGGGUAUCAUUAACUCUAAUGACGCUGAAUUUGAUAUUAGCUUUCUGAAAGGGAAUAUUGAACUCCUCGCUGCUUUACCACUGAAUUAUCUCUCUUCAGAAAGUCGGACAGUUCUCAUUUGUCUUAUCUUUGCUGUUUGUCAUGAUAUCUCCGUUGCUGUUUUGAAAGAUGAUAUAAAUAAGUCAACAUUGCAUCUAAUUCUCACCCUCAUACUUGGACUGUUGCAGAACAAAAUUCACCUCCAGAAGUCGUUCGAAUGGUCAGGGUUGAUUUUGUGGAUCAACGAAAUUUCCUUGAAUUAUGAAUAUCACAAACAAUUAAUGGACACCCUUGUCGGCAUUGCUGUCUCCAAACAGAAUUGGAUAACACCUCUGGUUGACUCAAUCAUAGGCUUGAAUGAAAAAGCGUUUGUAUCUAAUGAAGUGAUUCCUAAACAUGCUGUAAACCUUCUUUCAAAUGUGACUAACGUUUUAUCGAUAACAAAGCGAGCAGAAAAGCGUAAAGGCAGCAGUAUAUCAAGUUUGAACAAAAUUCGAAAAAAGGCAUUGAAUAGUUUGUCCAUCAAUUUUGAAUCCUUGGUCAAGCAAACGGAUUCGUCUAUUUUAUUAACAAGUUUCAAUACAGCCUUGGAGACAGCUGUUGACAGCAAUAAUGAAGAAAGUAUUGACAGAUUGACUCCCUGUAUCGGACAGUUCAUAGCAGUAGCUUUAAUACAAGUUGAUUCUGAUCCAGGAAGUAUCGUAUUUUUAAGAACUCUUGUAAUACAUCGGAAAAAAUUCAGAGAAUUUGUUACAAUAGAUUUUCUAAGGAAAGUAUGGAAAAUUUUCCUUGCCCAGUUAUCCAUCGAGGCUCUUAAGGAUGUAUUAGAUGUGUUAUUUACAAAUGAACUUGAAAGAAUUAUGAACCAGUCCAAAAACUUUUUG
Messenger RNA from Bemisia tabaci, 3329 nucleotides. NCBI's taxonomy places the organism in Eukaryota, Metazoa, Arthropoda, Insecta, Hemiptera, Aleyrodidae. The record is from RefSeq and is a predicted model, not a curated record.